AUGGUGGAUUUGUCCCAAAGUGGCGCAGUGUCGCCCGGACACAGCCGCCACGGACCAGGCUCCGGGAACAACGCGAAGAAGACACCGAAAAAGUCACGAACGAGACGAGGAAAACGAGGCAGGAGACGGAGAAACAAAAAGAACAACAAGAACAGGCCGCCGCCGCCGUAUUUACCACCGGAGGCUGAAGAGGGAAACAUAGAAUAUAAGCUGAAGCUGGUUAACCCCACCCAGUAUCGCUUCGAGCAUCUGGCCACGCAGCUGAAGUGGCGACUGCAGGAGGGCCGCGGCGAGGCCGUCUACCAGAUCGGGGUGGAAGACAACGGCCUGCUGGUCGGCCUGACGGAGGCCGACAUGAGGGCCUCACUGAAGACGCUGAAGAGGAUGGCAGAGAAAGUCGGUGCAGACAUCACUCUCCUCCGAGAGAGGGAGGUUGAAUACGACCUGGACAGAAACACUCGAAAAAUCGCAGAGGUCCUUGUUCGAAAGGUUCCUGAUGAUCAACAGUUCCUGGACCUGCGGGUGGCAGUGCUGGGCAACGUGGACUCUGGGAAGUCCACCCUGCUGGGCGUCCUGACGCAGGGCGAGCUGGACAACGGGCGCGGCCGAGCGCGUCUCAACCUCUUCAGGCACCUGCAUGAGAUCCAGAGCGGACGCACGUCCAGCAUCAGCUUUGAGAUCCUGGGCUUCAACAGCAAAGGAGAGGUUGUGAACUACAGCGAGUCUCGGACAGCAGAGGAGAUCUGUGAGAGCUCCUCCAAGAUGAUCACCUUCAUCGAUCUGGCUGGACACCACAAGUACUUGAAGACCACCAUCUUCGGCCUCACCAGCUACUGCCCCGACUUCGCCAUGCUGGUGGUUAGCGCCAACACAGGCAUUGCUGGCACCACCCGGGAGCACCUGGGCCUGGCCAUGGCGCUAAAAGUUCCCAUCUUUAUUGUGGUCAGUAAAGUGGACCUGUGUUCUCGCGGCACCGUGGAGCGAACGGUCCGGCAGCUGGAGCGGGUUCUAAAGCAGCCGGGUUGCAACAAGGUUCCCAUGGUGGUGUCGAACCCUGACGAUGCAGUGACGGCCGCUCAGCAGUUCACUCAGUCUGCCUGCAUCACACCCAUCUUCACACUGUCCAGUGUGUCUGGAGAGAGUCUGGACCUGCUAAAGGUUUUCCUCAACAUCCUCCCUCCUUUGAGCAACAGCAAAGAGCAGGAGGAGCUGAUGCAGCAGCUUACAGAGUUCCAGGUGGAUGAGAUCUACUCAGUUCCUGAAGUCGGCACCGUGGUGGGAGGAACUUUGUACAGCGGCGUGUGCAGGGAGGGCGAGCGGCUGGUGGUCGGGCCCACAGAUGACGGCCGUUUUCUGCGUCUGAAGGUGGGCAGCAUCCAGAGGAACCGCUCGGCCUGCAGGGUGCUGAGAGCCGGACAGGCCGCCACGCUGGCUCUGGGAAGCUUCGACCGCUCCCUGCUGCGCAAGGGGAUGGUGAUGGUCAGUCCAAAGAUGAACCCCACCAUCUGCUGUCAGUUUGAAGCCGCUAUCGUCCUGCUCUUCCACGCUAAGACCUUCCGCCGGGGGUCACAGGUCACCGUGCACGUGGGCAACGUCCGGCAGACGGCCAUCGUGGAGUGCCUUCACGGAAAGGACGAGCUGCGCACCGGGGAGAGAGCCGUGGUCCGGUUCCGCUUCAUCAAACACCCCGAGUACCUGCGACUGGGCGCUAAGCUGCUCUUCAGAGAGGGCGUCACCAAAGGCAUCGGCCACGUCAGCCGCCUGCUGCCGCCCUCCCAGAACCACUACCAGAAUCAGAGCCACGACCAGAACCUGCAGGAGCUGUGACAGCGUGUUGGUGCCCUCUGAGCCUCUAACUGGGUUCUUCUCCUACCACCAACGAGUCGGCAGGGUAAUCCUCCUGUCCUGAUUCAUCAUCAUCAUCAUUAUCAUCUUCCUCCCAGCAGACCCUGCUUUGAUCUGACCAGAAUGACUGUUUUCUUGCCUGCCGAUUGAGCUUUUUCCUUCACUGGUGCUGACAUUUAAUCCUAGUUCUGAGGUUGAGCCCAGAGUUCUGUCCAACUCUCCGACCCAUAUGCUUCCAGAUGUCUCACAUUCAGCUUCUGAAGCACAAGGAACUGAACGUUUUCACACGUCACCUGUGGAGGUGGUUUGGACGCAGCUCAAGUUUUAACCUGUAAAUCGCUUUAAAGGCUGAAACGUAGAAGCUGGCAUUUUAUUCAGAUAUUGAUUUGAAGUCUGACUUAUUUAAGUCGUAAAUUUGCAGAUCGACCAGUGGAAGAGAAUAGAAUGAUUUUGUUGUUUUACAUUGUUUUUUACAUCUCCAUCCAAAACACAAACCCACCAUGGCUUGUAGUGGAAGCAUGCUAACGGUGACUGAUGCUAGCUAGCACCGCUACUUCAGCUCAGUGUGUUUUUGCUCAUUAGUGUCCUGGGAGAAGUUUCUUAAUUGCAGAGUCUGUCAGUUAAAGAUGAACCUUUGAGGCAGUGAUCAGAGUCAGAUUUAAACCCCAGGUGAGUGAUGAGGCUCCUCGUUUGCACUUUAUUUUAUUUUAUUAUGAAACGUUCCUGUGACCACUUCACGCGGAUCAGCACCGAUGCCAACAGUCCAUUCAUUUAGCACUGAAUGCAGGCAAUGUAUCUGCAUUUACAAAUGACUGACGAUGAUUUUGACGUGUAUUUGUUCAGGUGCAUUUUGUGAGUUUGAUGUGAUCUGAACUUAACCUGCAUGCUCUUUGUACUGGAUCCUCACUGUGUCCAGUGAAGCCCAGAGCAGUUUCUGUGCAAUCGCAGCCCUAGGUAUGGAACAUGGGUUCAGACGGAGGUCUGUGCAUGUGUUUGUUAGAAGCUGUGACUUUGGUCAGAGAUGAGCAAACGCUGCACCUCAGCUUCUAAACGUUCUCAAGCUAAUGAAUAAAGUACGUCUGAAACGUCUCCUCUGUGGAACAAUGAA
Messenger RNA from Betta splendens (Siamese fighting fish), 2953 nucleotides. It is a transcript of the gene gtpbp2b, whose product is annotated as GTP binding protein 2b. Gene Ontology annotation, biological process: translational elongation. NCBI's taxonomy places the organism in Eukaryota, Metazoa, Chordata, Actinopteri, Anabantiformes, Osphronemidae. The record is from RefSeq and is a predicted model, not a curated record. Bases 1 to 1827 code for a protein of 608 amino acids. The transcript is spliced from 12 exons. Gene Ontology annotation, molecular function: translation elongation factor activity; GTPase activity; GTP binding.